Molecule: messenger RNA, 1486 nt
Organism: Zingiber officinale
Lineage: Eukaryota; Viridiplantae; Streptophyta; Magnoliopsida; Zingiberales; Zingiberaceae
Product: protein HEAT INTOLERANT 4-like
Exons: 13
Coding region: 151-1263 (370 amino acids)
Biological process (GO): regulation of cellular response to heat
Source: RefSeq, a predicted model, not a curated record
GUUCUGUUUUAUAAUCUCGCCUUCAAAUUUGGGAUUGAGACCGCGUUCGCCGACGCUUUCAGAUUCUCCGUCUCACUUCCAAAUCCCCCUCAAACCCUAUUCCACACCGCCCCUGCCCCUGAUCUCCAUCCUCAAUCUUUGGUAUCGGUCAUGGCGAAGCGCAGGGCGGUGGCGGCGGCAUCGAAGAAGAGGAAGAAAACUUCUGAUGAUGCAGCGAAGGAGGAAGAGGAGGGCACCACGAGCAAGUCGCAGGAGGAGGAUCUCCAGAAGGAGCCGAAGAAGACACGGGUCAAGGCGCCGAAGCCGAAGGUUGAGACUGAGUACUUCUCCGAAAAGAGAAACAUGGAGGAUCUAUGGCAAUCGGCUUUUCCAGUUGGAACUGAGUGGGAUAACAUGGAUAAACUUAGCGAGAUAAAUUGGUGUUUUUCAAAUUUAGAGAGUGCCUUUGAGGAGGGAGGGGAGCUGCAUGGGAAGACAGUCUACAUGUUUGUCAGCACAGAAGAUUCUCCAAUUCCACCAUCUGAUAAGAUUGGUGUAAAAUCUGUUCAAAGGGAGAAAGAGGAAGUAAUACCCAUGAAGACAAUGAAAAUGGCAUGGGUUCCAUAUAUUCCACUUGAAGAUGGUCUAAGUCAAGUUGAUAGAUUGAAGACUCAAAUAUUUACUAUGGCUUGCACUCAAAGAAGAUCUGCAUUAAAACAUCUGAGGAUUGAGCGUGUCAAGCAAUAUGACUAUUGUCUCCCUUAUCUUCAAUCAUUGAAAGCAGAUGAAGAUGAGGAUGAUACUGUUGUUAAUAUAAUGUUUCCUCUAGAACCUCCAAUUGUCUGUGAUUAUGAUUGGGAAAUGUAUGAAAUUGAGGAAUUUACUGAUAAUCUUAUUAUGGAGGAGACACUGUCAGAAGAUAAGAAAGAUGAGUUUAAGGAAUAUGUGAAGGAACAGGUCAGAGAAAGGAGAAAAGCACAGCGGCAGGCAAAGGAAGCAAGAAAAAAGGCCAUCGAAGACAUGGACCCAAAGACAAGAGAAGCCAUGGAAAACAUGAAAUUUUACAAAUUUUAUCCUGUUCCGACACUGGAUACACCUGAUAUCAGCCAUGUAAAGGUUGAAAGAGAACUCGUGAGGGCAACCGUGCUUGAGGAGAUGAAAGGGAAGGAUAAGAGCCUGUUUAUGCCAAUUUUUGUUAGAAGCAGGUCCUUUUCAGCUGCAGGUCCUGUCGAUCCACUGGUAAAUGUUUCAAUAGGUGAGUCUGGCCUAGACGCCGGCUUGUGACUGGGAGUUUGAAGCUUCUUGUGGUUUUGAGCACGACCUUAGAACUUGUUGGGCCGUUGUCUGUUUGGGAACGGCCCAGUAAGUACUGCCUCUGCCCAACGGGUUACGGGUUCUAGACAUGACUAGUUUUGGUUGUGCCGUGCUUGGCUAUUGGCUUGUGGAGCUUUAAACUUAAUGCUAAAAUUAAUUCACAUAUAUUUAUCAGAAAAUAAAUUUAUACUAA